Molecule: messenger RNA, 1167 nt
Organism: Pteronotus mesoamericanus
Lineage: Eukaryota; Metazoa; Chordata; Mammalia; Chiroptera; Mormoopidae
Gene: EMG1
Product: EMG1 N1-specific pseudouridine methyltransferase
Exons: 6
Coding region: 6-740 (244 amino acids)
Biological process (GO): rRNA base methylation
Cellular component (GO): nucleolus; small-subunit processome
Molecular function (GO): rRNA binding; rRNA (pseudouridine) methyltransferase activity
Source: RefSeq, a predicted model, not a curated record
GCAAGAUGGCUGCGCCCAGUGAUGGAUUUCAACCUCGUGAGCGUCGGCGUGAGGACCAGGAACAGGACUGGGAUGUUGUGGAGCCCAAGCGGCCCCGAUUUGGGGCGGGGAGCAAGAUGGGGGGCCGUAGGCUCAUUGUGGUGCUGGAAGGGGCCAGUCUGGAGACAGUGAAGGUAGGGAAGACAUAUGAGCUACUAAACUGUGACAAACACAAGUCUAUGUUGUUGAAGAAUGGACGGGACCCUGGGGAAGUGAGACCAGACAUAGCUCACCAGAGUUUACUGAUGCUGAUGGACAGCCCCCUGAACCGUGCCGGCCUGCUGCAGGUUUAUAUCCACACACAGAAGAACGUUCUGAUUGAAGUGAACCCCCAGACUCGAAUUCCCAGAACCUUUGACCGUUUUUGUGGCCUCAUGGUUCAGCUUUUACACAAACUCAGUGUACGAGCAGCUGAUGGCCCCCAGAAGCUCUUGAAGGUAAUUAAGAAUCCAGUAUCAGAUCACUUCCCGGUUGGAUGUAUGAAAAUUGGCACUUCUUUUUCCAUCCCAGUCGUCAGUGAUGUGCGAGAGUUGGUGCCCAGCAGUGACCCUAUUGUUUUUGUGGUGGGGGCCUUUGCUCAUGGCAAGGUCAGUGUGGAGUAUACAGAGAAGAUGGUGUCCAUCAGCAAUUACCCCCUUUCUGCUGCCCUCACCUGUGCGAAACUUACCACAGCCUUUGAAGAAGUGUGGAGGGUCAUUUGACAAUAGGACCCUGUUUUGAACUGUUGACAUUGCAUCCCUUGACUCUGCCAACUCACUGCUGAAGAUGACCUCCCUGCACCAGAUCGUAGAGCUAGUGGAUGCCAAGGCUGUACACUUGCUAUUUGUUUAUUUGAUACACACUGUUCUUGCAAACCUGGUUGUUCUUUGGGGAUUUGUACGCUUAGUCUCUAAUGGUGUAAACUGUUGAUUCUCCUUAAACGUCAGGGAAAGGUGUGAGGUUACAGUGUUGGCAGUUUGGUUCUGGGCUGUAGCUCCAGACGUGUGUGGUCACUGUGGUCUGAAGAGGUCCCUGAUCACUGGGGCAAUGGCAAGCACAGAGAAUGUGCCUGAAAGAGAGCCAGGAGGGCUAGCAGUGAAAAAUUGAACAAACAAGUGAUUUUAUCUGGUACAGUUCCAAGGUAGAAAA